Messenger RNA from Owenia fusiformis, 3999 nucleotides. NCBI's taxonomy places the organism in Eukaryota, Metazoa, Annelida, Polychaeta, Sabellida, Oweniidae. The record is from the annotation of a GenBank genome assembly.
GUGUGAAUAGUGGCCAGAGCCAAAAACCACAGCCAGGGCCAGAGAAACAAUAUACAUCCAAAAAAAUUAAUAAAAAUAAAUAAAACAAACCAAGGACUUGGAGGAUCUGUCUAGCUUUCCAGAAGCAAGAGCAUCAUUAAAAGUUAUGCAAUUACAAGAGGAUCGUGCAAUGUCUUAUAAAAAGACACCAGGGAUUUUUAUUUCUAAACGCACAUCAAUUAUCAUACUGAUCUUAUUGGUGUUUAUCUGUAUAACAAUUGGACUAAUGGCAGGACUUAUCAAGCAGGGAUGCCCCAGUGAUGUCAUUGUUACAUCAGAGCCUUUGUCCACUGGUGCUACCCCGAAGAACAUGUCGACGACAACUACUUUGCCUGUACCUCCCCCGACAACACCCCCGUGCCAUGAAGUCUGGUGCAACAUGAGACUCCCAGACUACUUAGUACCAAUACAUUACAACCUCACGCAAUUUCCUCAUUUUGAACAUAACGAGAGUUCAUUUGAUGGGAAUGUUUCUGUUUCGAUCCAGGUGAAACAGGACACUAAGAUUUUACUGAUCCACAUCAACUACCUCGAAAUACGGCAGACGAAUGUUAAAGCUGCCAAUGGAGAUGAUUUACUCAUAAACAGAACAUUUGCAUAUGAGCCAAAUUUAUUCUGGGUGGUCGAAAUGGAUAAAGAAAUUAAACUUGGGAGUAUUGUCUUUCUCCAAAUUGAAUUUCAUGGCUCACUCAACAAUGGCCUUGUAGGAUAUUACCGAAGUAAUUAUGAAGAUGCAAGGACUGGAGAAAAGAGAUCACUGGCUACAACAAAGUUUCAACCAACUGAUGCAAGAAAAGCUUUCCCAUGCUUGGAUGAACCAGCUCUAAAAGCAACAUUUACCAUGACACUUAUUCAUAAAAAGGGGUUUGUUCCCUUGUCAAACAUGCCUCCUGAGAAGAAUAUCACAAGAUUGGAUGGCUUCAUUGAAACAACCUUCCAGAAGUCUCCCCCAAUGCCAACAUACCUUCUUGCCUUUAUUGUGUGUGAUUUCGAAUAUGUGGAAGGUUACACCAAGGAUAAACUUCCAGUGAGGAUAUAUGGACGUCCAGAUAUGAUCAAUCAAACUGGAUUCGCACUAGAGGCUGCUAUCAAAACAACAGAGUGGUUCAAUGAAUGGACUAACAUGACGUAUCAGCUUCCGAAAUUGGACCAUGUGAACAUUCCUGAUUAUCCUACUGGAGCUACAGAGCAUUGGGGGGUAAUAACGUAUGGCCGGGGGAGGUUGUUUUAUGAUCCAACUACAGAAUUAACAAAUCGUCAACAAAGCCUCGCUAGUGUAAUCGUCCAUGAGGUUGCUCAUAAUUACUUUGGUAACACUUAUACAUGCUACUGGUGGGAUGAUACAUGGCUCAAUGAAGGGUUUGCUUCUUAUUUCGAACACAAAGCAAUGGGUGACAUGGAGCUAUAUAAAGACUGGGAUAUGAUGGAACAAAUUGUACCCAGUACACAAAACAUGCUUUUCUCUGAUUCUUUACUGCCCUCUAAUCCUGUCAUCAUGCAGGCUGAGACACUUGAUGAAAUACGAGGGACAUUCAAUAGAGUCACUUACAGCAAAGGACAAGCUAUUGUCAAUAUGAUAAACGCUGUGAUGGGAGAUGAUAAAUUUCAAGAGGGAAUUCAGAAGCUUCUAAAGAAAUAUGAAUACAAAUCUAUUACAACAGAUCAGCUAUGGGCAGAAUUGGAGACAGUUAUGCCCCCUGGUUUCGAUUUCAAAGAGUCAUUUGAUCCUUGGGUUCGCCAGACUGGUUAUCCGGUUCUAGAGGUUCAUCAAAUGAACGACACCAUAAAAGUUUCCCAGAGUCGUUUUCUGAAGGAUAUUAAUGCUACAUACAAUAAAAAUGAUUCUCAAUGGGGAUACAAGUGGUCUGUCCCACUAAUGUGGGUGACUUCAAAUAAUCAAAAUGGAAACCCAUGGUUAAAAUGGAACGCAGAAGGAGAGUCAGAAUUUGUGAUUAAUUCUUUUGACCCUGUGAAUGAUGUGAUUAAGCUGAAUAAAGGAAAUCGUGGCUUCUAUAGAGUAAACUACAGUAGAGAUAUGUGGAUUAAGCUUGUCGAUAAAUUAAUGCAGAAACAUGACACGUUUGGAGCAGGCGAUAGAGCCAAUCUUAUUGAUGAUGCAUUUGAAAUUGCUAUGUCAUUGAGAAUUGGAUAUGAUACUGCUCUAAAUGUGACUAGAUAUAUGGCGCAAGAACGCUCCCCUGCUCCAUGGAAGGCUCUCAGAAACAAUGUGAUAUUUUUAAAUUCAAUGUUCCAGAAUCAUCCAAUGUAUUUCUGUUUGCGUAAACACAUUCAAAAAAUUACUGAGCCCUCAAUGAGACAACUAUCCUUUGAAGAUGUUGGGACCCAUAUUGAAAGGCUGAACCGUCAAGAUAUAGUUGCAAUUGCAUGUGAAUUUGGUGAACAGCGAUGUCUCGAUGGUGCGACUAGAUAUUUCCUGGACUGGAUUAAAAGUAAUGGAACCCUCAAACUUCCCUUUAACCUGGAGAGAUUUAUCUGGAAAUAUGGUUUUCAACAAAAUGACGGGAAAAUGGAAUGGAACUUCUUAUUAGACAGAAUCAAUAUUACAGAUUUUAAAACAUUGGGAAUUCUAUCUGAAACACGAAAACCUUGGCUUCUUAAUCAGCUAAUAUACUACGCAAUGGAUGAGACAAAAAUAUCUUCAACACUUACCUUCAAUGUAUUCUCCAUGAUAGCUAGGAAUCCAAUUGGGAAACUAAUAUUAUGGGAUUGGUACCGAAACAACUGGAACAAACUUGUGAAAAAAUUUGGCAUCAUUAAUUUACGAAUGAGAUGGCUUGUACUGAUUAUAACAAGGGAUUUUAACACUGUUGUGAAAUUGAGAGAAGUGAAGGCCUUUCUAAAACAGUUUCCUGAGGCAGCUAGUAAAGCCGAGCAAAGGGCAGUGAUCCAAGAUAUUCAGAGAAAUAUUGGAUGGAUGGAUAAGAAUGAGAAGGCAAUAAUAGACUGGUUGGCUGCCUAUGCAUGUUGAUAAUCAAUUGUAUAGCACAGUCACAUUACUUAUAUGCAAUGUACAUGUAUUAAGAUUCAAAUAUACAAAUGGUGAUAGAUAGACAACUGAGGUUUUUAAGAGAAAAUGGUAAAAACUAAGGCAAACAUAAUUCUUAACUUUGUAUCAGAAAAAAUAUCUGAGAUCACUGGGUUAGAAUAACAUGAGAGAUUAAAACCAUUUAUCAGUUACUUUCUAGGAAGGCAGAGAUGGUUCGAGUAUCAGAAUAGGCAGAUAUGGUCUGAGUAUCAGAAUGGGCAGGUAUGGUCUAAGUAUCAGAAUUGAAAGAUAAGGUCUGAAUAUCAGAAUGGGUGGAGAUGGUUUGAGUAUCAGAAUAGGCAGAUAUGGUCUGAGUAUCAGAAUUGACAGAUAAGGUCUGAGUAUCAGAAUGGGUAGAGAUGGUUUGAGUAUCAGAAUAGACAGAGGUGGUCUAAGUAUCAGAAUUGACAGAUAAGGUCUGAGUAUCAGAAUGGGUAGCGAUGGUUUGAGUAUCAGAAUAGACAGAGGUGGUGUAAGUAUCAGUAGAAUGGACAGAUGUGGUCUGAGUAUCAUAAUAGGCAGAUAUGGCCUGAAUAUCAGAAUGGGCAGAGAUGAUCCGAGUAUCAGCAGAAUGGACAGAUAUGGUCUGAGUAUCAGAAUAAAUUUAUGAGUAUAUACAGGGUGAACCAAAAAAGGCAACCAAAACAAAUGUUAAUAACUCAAUCAUUCAGCAUGGACUUACAGUCCAAUUAUAUAUAAUUAAAUUAAUUAACAUCGGUUGUAUGGUUUACCUUUUUUGGCUCACCCUGUACUUAAAAGAGAUCUUACAUAGUUGUAUUUAAUAACAAAUAAGCAACAUCUCCAAGGGGAUCUUAAAAAUAUUGCUUAACCACUGUAUGAGUGCUACCACAUAGUGACCAUAGUAACCACAUAUAAUCACAAUAAACUUUUAAUACAUACUGUGAAUAAAGUGG